This is a messenger RNA of Penicillium bovifimosum, 1539 nucleotides long. RefSeq lists its product as uncharacterized. The record is from RefSeq and is a predicted model, not a curated record. Bases 1 to 1539 code for a protein of 512 amino acids. The transcript is spliced from 3 exons. NCBI's taxonomy places the organism in Eukaryota, Fungi, Ascomycota, Eurotiomycetes, Eurotiales, Aspergillaceae.
AUGCACAGUGGUCCCAACCACACGAUCAAUUGGGGGGCGUAUCGGGAGGGCGUCCAAUCUGAGCUGCCUAAAUUCAAGUCUCUGCCACAUGAUGGCCUCAAGCUAACGGAGUCGUAUCAGGCUGUCCUUGGCCGGCAAGAGACAUUCACCCAGUAUUUCUCAGAUGAACCGCUAGAAAGUUACAAGCUUGAGUCGCGCCUGAGAGAAACAUUGGGAAUCUCCCCCUCUGCAUCUGGCCCUUCAACGUCCAAGACUGAAAAUGACCCCUCGCUUAGCUGGGUCGGCAUUUUCAGAGACGGCGUUUUUGAGAAGCAGCCGGAUGGCUCCUACCAUUGUGACUAUCAGGGCAAGACAGUCAACAUCGACGAAUCGUUACACAGGAGUAUCCUGGUCAACCGGUGCUUUAUCACGUCAGAUUCCAACCCGUUGCCAAGUACCGCCGACGUGGAAAAAGAGGCUGCCAUCACUCUGGCAAUCGAGGCAGAUGUCUUGGAUGAAUUGGAUGGGAGUUUCAAGUACAUCGAGAGACUGAAGCGACUUCAGCUGGCACUGAGGAGACGCCGUAUCAAGCUUGAAGGUAUCCGAGGUCCUAUAAAGACGCCUCAUACACCGCAGACGCCUGGAUCACAGUGCCUAAGGCGCAGUGAAUCGCGUCCCGCGAUAGACAUCGGGUUCAAGACACGUUUGCGAAGUUUAUCAGAAAGCUCCGGUUUGUCAAGCGGCUCUGACAUACCUCACACCAACGUGCGCGAUGAAUCGGAGCAGGUAUCCUCAAACGGCCAUGAAGAUACUGUUGUGCACUCAAGCCAACAAAAGCGUUCAACACCCGCCAUAAAUAGCAAGGGCUCGCCGGUUCAUCCCCUCCCCAGCGGUACACGCUCCAGUCCACCAAUACCGCCUUCCCUAACCAAGCAAACCCGAGACGAUGCUCAGGGCUCUCGGCAAACCCAACAGGAAAAGCCAGCAAAGCACCACCUGAAUGAAAACCAAGGCGCCAUGCACCCACCUCCAAAAAAACAAAAGAUCGAGAUGAGUCCGCCACCACCAGAUCUCAGGGCUUUGAACGCCAGCAGAGAUAUGGCAACGACGAAUGAGAAGCUCGACAAGCCCGCUCAGCAGCAAAUCGGCCCCGAGAAGCCACGGAACGGAAACGUGCGAACACGCAAGAACUUCACCGAGUAUGAAAAAGAGCACGCCCCAGCCUGGUUCAAGGCCCAGCGAGACUCAAAAACCACGCGGCAAAUUGAGAAAGCCUACUUCGAAAGAUUUGGUGUCUACCGCCGCUUCAUUGUCCUUAAAGCUUUCGUCGAGCGGAUGGAUAAGAAGGCGGGCGCCGAAAAAGCGGCCACGAGCAGAACUGCCACAUUGUCCACUCAGUCAGACCCUGCAAGCCGGGACACCUCAGCAGUACCAAGCCUACGCCGGAUUGCUCCCUCACCUACGUUCUAUGCAUCCCCUCCCUCGCCUACGUCCUAUGAAUCCCCGUAUCCGAACCCUCCAAGCUCUUACGCCUCGUCCAAUGGUAACCAGUCCUCUUAA